AUGCCGCCGAACCUCGAGUGCCGGAUGUACGAGCCGCGGUUCCCGGAGGUGGACGCGGCGGUGAUGAUCCAGGUGAAGCACAUCGCCGACAUGGGCGCCUACGUCUCCCUCCUCGAGUACAACAACAUCGAGGGCAUGAUCCUCUUCUCCGAGCUCUCCCGCCGCCGCAUCCGCUCCAUCUCCUCCCUCAUCAAGGUCGGCCGCCAGGAGCCCUCCAUGGUGCUCCGCGUCGACCGCGACAAGGGCUACAUCGACCUCUCCAAGCGCCGCGUCUCCGAGGAGGAGGCCGCCACCUGCGAGGACCGCUACAACAAGUCCAAGCUCGUCCACUCCAUCAUGCGCCACGCCGCCGACACCCUCGGCGUCGACCUCGAGCCCCUCUACCAGCGCAUCGGCUGGCCCCUCUACCGCAGGUACGGCCACGCCUUCGAGGCCUUCAAGCUCAUCGUCACCGACCCCGACGCCGUGCUCGACGUCCUCACCUACGAGGAGACCGUCGUCGGUCCCGAUGGUGUGGAGGUGACUAACACUGUGCCGGCUGUCACCCCUGAGGUUAAGGAUGCCCUGGUCAAGAACAUAAGGAGGAGAAUGACACCACAGCCACUCAAGAUUCGUGCUGAUGUUGAGAUGAAAUGCUUCCAGUUUGAUGGUGUUCUCCACAUUAAGGAAGCCAUGAGGAAAGCUGAAGCUGCUGGAAAUGCUGAUUGCCCUGUGAAGAUUAAGCUAGUUGCUCCUCCGCUUUAUGUUCUGACCACACAGACACUUGACAAAGACCAGGGGAUAGCAGUUCUGACAAAUGCAACCAAAGUUUGUGCAGAGGCAAUUGAAAAGCACAAGGGGAAAUUGGUGGUGAAGGAAGCAGCCAGAGCUGUGAGCGAGAGAGACGACAAGCUGUUUGCGGACACGAUUGAGAAGCUGAAGCUAGCAGGCGAGGAGGUCGACGGCGACGACGACAGCGAGGAGGAGGACAAUGGCAUGGGGGACGUGGACUUCACAAAGGCUGGCGCUGGCACGGACUGA
Molecule: messenger RNA, 1020 nt
Organism: Triticum turgidum subsp. durum (durum wheat)
Lineage: Eukaryota; Viridiplantae; Streptophyta; Magnoliopsida; Poales; Poaceae
Source: the annotation of a GenBank genome assembly